Molecule: messenger RNA, 3482 nt
Organism: Limulus polyphemus (Atlantic horseshoe crab)
Lineage: Eukaryota; Metazoa; Arthropoda; Merostomata; Xiphosura; Limulidae
Product: matrix metalloproteinase-16-like
Exons: 11
Coding region: 378-2054 (558 amino acids)
Biological process (GO): extracellular matrix organization; collagen catabolic process; proteolysis
Cellular component (GO): extracellular matrix
Molecular function (GO): zinc ion binding; metalloendopeptidase activity
Source: RefSeq, a predicted model, not a curated record
UAUAUUUUCUGCUAAUUGGGAAAUUACUUGUACAUUCAUUUGUGUAUUCUUGGACUUACGCAUCUGGUGUAAAUAAACAAAAGAAAUGGGAAAAUUAGUCAUUAAUUAAACAGAGAUUUUUUAAUGAAUGAGGGCUUUGUCCUUGACUUCCAUAUUUGGUACGAAGUACGUGGGUGAUUGAGUAAGUGUGUUCAUUAAGCAAACGUUGUGGGAAACGAUUACUCAUACACCGCGUCUAACCGCUUAAAGACCCCGGGGUCUUGAGGCAGACGACAGUUCGUCAAGCUACCUGAGCGCGUGCUAGUCGUUCGGAAAUUAACUUGCUUAACGUACACACACGAUUUUACUGUCUUCCUACUAAAUCCAGCUGUUAAACAAUGGGCUUCAACGUAUGUUUAAAUAUCGCUUUGGCCGUGAUAGGUAUUUCGAUACUUGCUUCGACGGUUAUUGCAGCACCUCUGGCAGAUUCCAGUCAACAAGCUCUGAUGUACCUCAAGAAAUUUGGGUAUGUAGACGAGACAAGCGACAAGUCUUCUUCACUGACGGAUUUCAACUCUUUGGAAAAUUCUAUCAAAGAUUUUCAGAGGUUUGCAGGCUUAAGCGAAACAGGCGUUCUGGACAAUGAUACAAUAACAAUGAUGAAUAUGCCACGUUGUGGAGUCAAAGAUAUAGUUGGCCAUAGCAUUUCAGCUAGGAAAAAACGAUAUGCCUUGCAAGGCAGUAAAUGGAGGACUACUAGUUUAACCUACAAAAUCGGUAAAUAUCCUAGCCGAAUAAAGGAUCAUUUAAAAGUGGACAAAGAAAUCGAAAAAGCUUUCAAGAUCUGGAGUGAUGUCACAUCCAUAAACUUCAUACAUAAAAAGAAUGGGCGCGUCCAUAUAGAUAUACGGUUUGAGGAGGGAGAACAUGGCGAUGGUGACCCCUUUGAUGGCCCUGGAAAAACCUUGGCUCAUGCUUUCUUUCCCCAGUUUGGUGGAGACGCACACUUUGACGAUGAAGAAAAAUGGAGCAUCAAUUCUUAUUAUGGAACAAAUCUUUUUCAAGUUGCGGCCCACGAAUUUGGCCAUUCUUUAGGAUUGUCGCAUUCAGACGUUAAAAAAGCACUCAUGGCACCUUUCUAUCGAGGCUACGAUCCCAACUACAAACUGGACGAAGAUGAUAUACUAGCAAUUCAAGUACUAUACGGCACUCGUUCUAAUGACAGAAAGGAUGGUGUAAACGGCGUUGAUAAACAAGAUCACACGCCUUCCUCACAUCCCGACACUGGCGAUGCUCCUGAUCUUUGUCAGGAUUCUUCCAUUGAUGCUGUUACAAAGACUGAAAACGGACAAACUUACGUAUUUAAAGAUGACUUCUACAAACUUUUUCAGGGUGGCAAAUAUUGGAGGUUCCGGAAUAAGAAAAUGGAUUCUGGUUAUCCUAAGGAUAUCAGCGUUGGCUUUGAGGGUAUACCAGACAAUGUUGACGCUGCGCUUGUUUGGAGCGGCAAUGGGAAAACAUACUUUUUUAAAGGCAAACAGUACUGGCGAUUCGACAGUCGUAGCGACCCACCAGUCAGUGAUCGGUAUCCUCGACCAAUCAGCAAUUGGGAAGGUAUUCCUAAUAAUAUUGAUGGCGUCUUUAAAUGGCAGAAUAACAGGACGUACUUUUUCAAAGGGAACAACUAUUAUCGUUUUAACGACCGAACAUUUACUGUUGAUAGUGGAAAUCCAUCCUACCCUCGAUCCACGUCCGUUUGGUGGUUUGAUUGCAAAGCUUCGUCGACGUCUGGCACUCGACCUUUCCGCGGAAAAGAUGAAGUCCGAAACAUUGAUCCAAAACACACAACAGAAGAGCCUGAAAGUAAAUCUAGUCCCAAUAUGGGUAUGGUUAACAAUUUUGAAGAUAUGGAUGUAGUAAUAUAUCAACCCUCCGACGGAAACGAAAAUGACCAUGAAGAUAAGCCUUUACAGUCUGCUCAGGAACGUAACUCAUCAUCUGCUAGAUCCCCAUUUUUUGCAUUGAUGGUGUUUAUCCAGUUAGUAAGAUUUAUACUGACCGUAGAAUAUAAAUAAAGAUUAGAUCGAAAAUCUAGAAUAUCUUUUUGACAGAAGCAGCGAAAAACCUAAAACCUCUGCUUACCGGUUAAAUAAUUUCAGACAAUUUUUUCAUAGCGAUAUUUUUGCCUUACCGGUUAACAAUAUUUUCGCUCUAUGUUUUCUACCGGCCAGACACAAUCAUCCGUGGUAUAUAAAACUUGCAUUUAUUUACCAUCUUAGAUAAGUUACUUUAUACCAAUGUUCGGGUGCCGCCAACGGAAUAAACAAUAUAAAUAUCAGAGGCUGUAGUGCGGAACAUGUGUUUUAGAUGAGCGGAUAAUUUUCAUCGUUAUAAAUUACAUGCAUCUGUGAUAUAACUAUUCAUAUUAGCUUCUGUACUUUACACUACCCAGAUUGCAUUUACUUUACAGAAAAAUACUGCUUGUACUUAUUUUAGACACGCCAGUUUGGAUAUUACAUUUGCUUACAAUUAUGGUUUAUUUAUUUUUUACUUUUAAUCACGCGAAAUAAUCAUCCAAUUCCAAUAAAAACGUUUUAUUGCGAAAUAUAUAUCUAAGGGGGUUUUAAAGUGUGUGAUUUUUUUUUUGUUAUUGUUGUUGACAAAAUGGCGUUUGUUUGACACAUGUAACGCUCAGAUCAUACAUGUCAUUCAUGCUUUCCCCCUGAAAAUCAGGAGUGCUUGCAGUUCCCUAGUUUAAUCUGGACUCUGACAGCUUCAUCGUCAUGUUAUACUUUGAGAUAAACAAGAAACAAAUGUAGCGGCAAACUGUUAAAUUAUCAGGAACAGCAAGUCAGUACAGAAUAUUAGAUGUGUUUGUUUGUAGUUAAGCACGAAACUACACAAUGGGUUAUCUGUGCUGACCACGGGUAACGAAACUCGGUUUUUAGCGUUACAAUAUAUAUUUGGAUCAAUAGGCAGUAAUUUUUACGCCCUCCCAUUUCUUCCAACAGGUGUCAUGUUUUUUGUGGUUGUUUUUGUUUGUUUCAUUUUUUUUCAAAAUGUUAAAACAGCUAAAAUAUAAGAAUAUGUAGAAUUAAAUAAUAAAGGUUCACAUCGUUUCUUCAUCACAUUUAUUCUUGUUAGCUUUUCUUUUUUGCUUCCUUUGAUUUGUAAAUAGACUUAUUCAUUUCUUAUAUAUUCACAUUUUUGUGGUAUACGUUGUACAGUUGUAAAAUUCUUUUUGCAACCUUUGAAUUGUGUUUAUUUCACAACAUCUAGUAUUUCAAAUUAUUAUUUCUUCUUCAAUCAACGGAUAAUUUGAUCUUUGGAAUAUAAUAAGACAUCAUAUUUCAUAUUAACCAGAAAAGUUAAUUAUUGUAACGAUAAGCCGUUAAUAUAAAUAUCAUUAAAACCUUUGAUAAAAUUGUGGGAUACCUCCUCUGGGAGGUGUCAGUUUUUUGGUAUAUUAUUUUUGGCUAUAAAUAAAAUCUAUUUUAUAGAUA